Messenger RNA from Rosa rugosa (rugosa rose), 842 nucleotides. RefSeq names its product coatomer subunit zeta-2-like. NCBI's taxonomy places the organism in Eukaryota, Viridiplantae, Streptophyta, Magnoliopsida, Rosales, Rosaceae. The record is from RefSeq and is a predicted model, not a curated record. The coding region runs from base 113 to 667 and encodes 184 amino acids. The transcript has 6 exons. Gene Ontology annotation, biological process: intra-Golgi vesicle-mediated transport; retrograde vesicle-mediated transport, Golgi to endoplasmic reticulum; intracellular protein transport. Gene Ontology annotation, cellular component: COPI vesicle coat.
ACCAAACUACCCAUCUUCGUCCCUCUAAAGAAGAAGAUUCAACCCUGAAACGCUGAACAGAAGACUGUAAGGCUAAAGCUCUCGGGGUACCUUCAUUUGCAUUACAUCAAUUAUGGGGAGUCUCUUCGGUUAUCGUGAUUCGAGUCCAUCUGUGAAGAACAUUCUUCUUCUAGACUCUGAAGGGAAGCGUGUGGCCGUCAAGUAUUACUCUGAUGAUUGGCCGACGAAUGCUGCAAAGCUAGCUUUUGAAAGAUCUGUGUUUGCUAAGACUCUAAAGACAAAUGCAAGGAUAGAAGCGGAGAUAAUGAUGUUCGAGAGCCACGUUGUUACAUAUAAGUUUGUGCAGGACCUUCACUUCUUUGUGACUGGAGGUGAUGAUGAAAACGAACUCAUUUUAGCCACUGUACUUCAGGGGUUCUUUGAUGCAGUUGCCCUUCUCUUGAGGAACAACGUCGACAAAAGAGAGGCACUAGAGAACCUGGAUCUCAUACUUCUAUGCUUUGAUGAGAUCGUUGAUGGAGGGAUGAUACUUGAAACAGAUCCAACUGUUAUCGCAGGAAAGGUGGCAACUCAUACCAUGGAUGCUGAUGCACCAUUGUCUGAGCAGACUAUAACACAAGCAUGGGCUACAGCAAGGGAACAUCUAACCAGAACCCUUCUAAAAUGAUUUGAGUGCCAACGCAUUGAAUCAGUUGGCCUUCUUUUUGGUGUGAUUGAUGAAAUUGUUUUGAUAUUGACAAGGUCAUGCUCUCUUAAUUCAUGUUGUAGAUGUCAUUGGAUUAUCAGCUGGAUCAUAUGUUAUGAGCUUGUCUCCUUAUACCAUUAUUCUUUUGUGGGCUUCA